AUGUCACUCCAGAGUGCGGCAGACGUGCCGCUCCUCAUUAGCUCCCCAAAUUCGUCCUCGGAGCGCCGUAUUUCUCCGUCUUGGAGCAUUGCUCAACUCAAGGCACGCCUCGAGCCCAUCACCGGUGUCCCCGCAAGCAGUCAACAGUUGUCGCUGCGCGUUGGCUCUCAGGAUGCCGUCGCUCUCAUCGCUCCGGAUGAGGAACAGACGCGUCUUGCUGCCUUCCCGCUGCAACCGUAUGCGGAGAUAACCGUCGUUGACACACGUCCUCCCGCUGCACGAACUGACUUUACCGAUCUGUCGUCCGUCGAGAAGUACGAAAUGCCUGCUGCAGAGUACGAGCAUCGGACCGAUAGUGUUCUUGCAUGGAAGAAGGCGCAGAAACUGGGUCGUUUCGACCCAGAUGCUCCUAGUAUUGAGCAGCAGAAGAUCCGCGCCUCAGAGCGGGAAGUAGAAGAAAGAGGUAAGCCGCAUGAUUUCCCGCAUGUCCCACCUCACCGUUGA
This is a messenger RNA of Alternaria arborescens, 504 nucleotides long. RefSeq lists its product as hypothetical. The record is from RefSeq and is a predicted model, not a curated record. Gene Ontology annotation, biological process: tubulin complex assembly; post-chaperonin tubulin folding pathway. Bases 1 to 504 code for a protein of 167 amino acids. The transcript is spliced from 2 exons. Lineage: Eukaryota; Fungi; Ascomycota; Dothideomycetes; Pleosporales; Pleosporaceae. Gene Ontology annotation, molecular function: alpha-tubulin binding.